AUGGAGGAGGCUGAGACACAAGAGGAGGAAGAAGAAAUUCCUAUGUACCAAGAGCACUACAACGCUCUCUUCUCCAUGGACUUUGUGGAGACCAAGUACCCACAUGAUGACACCAUGAGGGACCUUGGGAUCUUUGAGGAUGUGGAGUUGGUACUCAAGAACAUGCAACUGGGGAAGUUUUUCUCUCAUCGCAUGGAGUCUUACAAGGAGCUGACUUGUGAGUUUUUGGCAUCAAUGAGGUAUCACCAAUUUGAUGAGAUCGAUCGAGCUGAUGUGGACCAAGGCUGGGGGUACAUAAAUUUCUUGGCAAGGGGAGAGAAGAAGAUGGUGACCUUUAGGCAGCUUGAGAUACUGUUUGGGUUCAAUAUGGAGAAGAAAAUCUGUGGAACAUCAAGGAAAAUGAGCUCCAAGGAGUUUGGGCUACAAUCGCUGAUGGAGUGUACUCUUCUUCAAGGUCUAAGGCUGCUCAAAUCAGGAGUCCUGUGCUGA
Microthlaspi erraticum is the source of this 489-nucleotide messenger RNA. Lineage: Eukaryota; Viridiplantae; Streptophyta; Magnoliopsida; Brassicales; Brassicaceae. The record is from the annotation of a GenBank genome assembly.